AGAAUUGUGUUUAUCAAUUUGAAUUUAUUUGGCUUAUGAAUAUGGAUAAUUGGUUAAUUGAUGAUGGUGAAGAGACAUGGAAAUGGAAUUGGACAGAAUUAUGUGGGUAUCAUGGAGAUUUUAAACCUUUAAAUCCAGAUACACGUGAUCUUGAUGUAUGCUUCCAACAGCUUUGCCUCCAGAUUCCAGUUUUAACCUGUAUUGCUAUAAUUUCUGCUUAUCACUGUGGAAAAAGAAACAUAUAUUCUAUUCAUCAUUUUGGCUCUAAUUAUGUCAUAAAAUUGAGAAUUAUAAUUACAAUGUGCCUUAUAAUUCUUCCUAUACUUAGAGCAUAUAUUAUUCUUAGUAAUACUGUUCUUGCUCCAUCAAAACAUACACUAUCUAGUAAUAAUUCAAUACAUAUUAUAACAUCAACUGAAAGGCCAGAUAUAUCUUCGGAAAGUUCACAUAUAUUAUAUCAGAUACAAGAUAAAUGGAAUCAUACUAUUGAUUUUGCAAAAUCAAUUCUUUUUCCGAAGACCAGUAUUCAAAAUGUCACUGACUCUCCUAUCAUUUCUAACAUACAAAAGUACAAUCCAAUAUUAAUUACAGUCAAAGACAAAACCACAUCUGCCAAACCCAUUGAUUAUCUCGUGGCUGGUACUGAAGGAAUAGCAUGGGUUGUUCAUCUUUGUUUUAUAAUGAACUUAAGAAAAGGAAGAAAUUUUAAUCCACGUGGUCCUGUUUUAAUUCGAGCAUUAAUAUUUUUAUUGAUUGUUAUAUCUAUAUUAUUGUUAAGAAGUCAUAUCAAAUACAAUCCACAAAAUGAUGUUUUACCAGAUUUGUCAUUGGGAUUUAGUAUCAGUGUAGUCACUCUAUUAAUACUCUAUGCUGUAACACUAAUACCAGGUCAUAAUAGUUUACGAGAUAUGAGGUCGUCUCAAUAUAAUGAAAUAGGAGAACGAACUGCACUAUUGAAUAGUCCUAAUUCUUCUUAUAUAAGAUUUCCUGAAGAACAGGACCCAACUUAUCUUGGGAUUGCUAUGGAAAAUGCAACUAUAAUUUCUAAACUUAUAUUUCAUUGGGUAAAUCCACUAAUGGAAAAAGGUGUUCAUGGUUCAUUAAAUAAUUCUGAUGAUUUAUUUGACUUACCAGAAUACAUCAGUACUAAUACAAUUAAUCAAAAGAUUGAUAAGCAUUUACAAAAUAUGCAAAGUGAUGUAACUAAUAGAGUGGAAAAUUUUGAAUCAAUAUUAGAGAAUAAUGAAGAAGAAACAGAAACACACAUUCAAACUAUUAAAAAUAAAAUAACUUUGUUUAAAUUAUUACAUAAAUGCUUUGGUUGUGAGUUUUAUUUUGUUGGAAUAUUAAAAUUUAUUACUGAUUCCACUUCGUUUCUGGGACCAUUAUUACUUAAUAAAUUAAUUGGUUUUAUUGAAGAUAAAAGUGAACCUGUCUUAUAUGGAUAUUUAUAUGCAUCAUUAAUAUUUAUAAGUGCUUUAAUAGGAGCUUUUUGUAAUACUCAUUUCACUUUCUGGAUGUCUGUAAUUGGUUUAAAAAUUCGUUCUACAGUUGUAACUUUAUUGUAUCGAAAGAUUUUGCAUUCCUCAAAUGUACAAAUGAGAAAACAAUUUAAUUUUGGUGAAAUUGUUAAUUUUAUGAGUACAGACAGUGAUAGACUUGUUAACAGUUGUGCAAGUUUUCAUGCAUUUUGGAGCAUACCAUUACAGUUAAUUGUAGCAUUAUAUUUUCUAUACAAGCUAAUAGGAGUUUCAUUCCUAGCUGGUAUUACUUUUGCAGUAGUGCUUAUACCUAUAAAUAAAGUGAUAGCAAAUCAAAUUGGAAAAUAUAGUACGAAAUUGAUGGAGUGGAAAGAUCGAAGAGUUAGACUUAUAGGGGAAACACUACGCGGAAUAACUACAAUUAAAUUAAAUGUGUGGGAAGAUCAUUUUUUGCGAAAUAUAUUAAAAUUACGUGAAAAUGAGAUUAAGUAUUUACGCGGCAGAAAAUAUUUAGAUGCUUUGUGUGUUUACUUUUGGGCUACAACACCUGUAUUGAUUUCCAUAUUAACAUUUGCUACAUAUGUACUUCUUGGAAAUAAACUUGAUGCAAAGACAGUUUUUACUAGUAUGGCAUUGUUGAACAUGCUAAUUGCUCCAUUGAAUGCAUUUCCAUGGAUUUUGAAUGGUCUUACAGAGGCUUGGGUAUCACUUAAAAGAAUUCAAAGGAUGUUAGAUUUACCAGAUAUAGAUUUGUCAUCAUAUUAUUCAGAACCGCCACCUAGAAUAGAUUUAAUGCUCCAAGAUAUAAUAUUUAGCGUAAAUGGAAAUCAAAAUACAGAGCAAAAUGGUCUCACUAAAUCUAAAAAUGUUUCAAGCCCAUCUGGUAGUUCAGAGUCUAAAAAAACUGUUACCUUUGAAGGUGAUGGCAUUUUUAAUUUAAAUGACAUUAGUAUUACUGUCCCAAAGGGACACUUAAUUGGUAUUAUGGGAGAAGUGGGCAGCGGAAAAUCAUUACUUUUUGAUGGUAUUUUAGGUGAAAUUAUCAAGGUUCGUGGAAUAAUAGCAGUAAAUGACAGCAAAAAAGGUUUUGCGUAUGUGAAACAAAAUCCAUGGUUACAGCGUGGCACAAUUCGGGAGAACAUUCUUUUUGGCAAACCAUAUGAUUAUAAUAAAUAUAAGAAUAUCUUAGCAGCAUGUGCUCUCAGUACUGAUUUAAAUUCUUUACCUAAGAAAGACCUAACACUUAUUGGCGAGGCAGGAAACACAUUAAGUGGAGGUCAAAAAACAAGAAUUUCUUUAGCACGUGCUAUAUAUGCGGAUAAAGAUAUUUAUUUAUUAGAUGAUGUUUUGGCAACUUUAGAUCCAAAAGUCGCUAGUUACGUGUUUAAACAUGUUAUUAUGGGUUUAUUAAAUAACAAAACAAGAUUAUUAUGUACUCAUCAAACUCGAUAUUUAAUGUAUGCAAAUUUAGUAUUAGAAAUGUCGAAAGGUAGAAUCAUUAAUCAAGGCAAACCAAGUGACGUGUUAUCUGAUUUAGAGGAUUACUUAUUAUCUUCAGAUUCUAUAGAGUCAGAUUUAAAUAUCAUGUCCGCGAAUGAUUUGCCAACGGAAUUAUAUCAAAUUAAUAGGGAUGAAAAAGAUGUCUUACUUGAUGAAGAAUAUAAAGAGAAAGGCAAAAUACGACUUGGAGUAUACAACUGUUACAUAAAAGCAAUAGGUCCUUAUUUGGCAAUUUCAAUUAUUCUCUCUAUGUUUUUAAUGCAAAGUUCUAAAAAUGUCACGGAUUUAUGGCUUUCAUACUGGGUUACUCACGUUAAUAUAAAUGUAACUAAUAUCACAGAUAGCUCAUCAACUUUACGAUUGCAAUAUUUCUUUGAAGAUUAUAGUAUAAGUACAGAUUAUUAUUUAACGGUAUAUGCGUUGUUGGCUGUAUUUAAUACAAUAUUUACAUUAAUGAGAGCAUUUAUAUUUGCAUAUAGCGGAAUUCAAGCAGCAAUUUGUAUACACAAACAACUUUUAAAAAUUAUAGUACGGGCUAAAGCUAUCUUUUUUGAUGUUCAACCAUUUGGUAGCAUUUUAAAUAGAUUUUCAUCUGAUACAUAUACAGUUGAUGAUAGUCUUCCUUUUAUCGCUAAUAUAUUGUUUGCUCAGUUAUUUGGCUUGAUUGCAACGAUUAUUGUUGUAGCCUAUGGAUUGCCGUGGAUACUUUUAGUAUUGGCGCCAUUAAUACCGGUUUAUCAUUGGAUUCAAAAUCAUUAUAGAUUAACAUCGAGAGAAUUAAAGCGCUUAUCCAGUGCUGCUCUUUCACCAUUGUAUGCACAUUUCAACGAAACUCUACAUGGAUUAUCUACCAUUAGAGCUUUCCGCACAGUUUCUCGUUUCGAACAAGAAAACGAACUCUUGUUAGAAAUUAGUCAAAAAACGCAAUUUGCAUCGUUUGCUGUGAGCCAAUGGCUUGCACUAAGAUUACAACUUAUUGGAGUGGCACUUUUAGCAGGAGUGAGCAAUAUAGCAGUUUUACAACAUCAAUAUAAUAUUGCGGACCCUGGUUUAAUAGGUCUUAUUAUUACUUACACAUUAUCCGUGACUGGAUUACUUUCUGGUGUAGUAAACGCAUUUACCGAAACAGAGAGGGAAAUGAUAGCGGUUGAACGCGUAAAACAAUAUUUAGAAAAUAUUCCGAUAGAAACUGUAAAAGGAGAAAAUCCACCAUAUGCUUGGCCGAGUCAAGGUGUAAUUGAAUUUAGAGAUGUUGUUUUAAAAUACAGAGAACAUUUAGUACCAUCUUUAAAUGGUAUAUCGUUUAUUACUAGACCAGCAGAAAAAAUUGGAAUCGUUGGUCGUACGGGUGCUGGAAAAAGUUCUCUGUUCGCUUCAUUAUUUAGAUUAACAGAAAUAACUGUUGGAAGUAUAUUGAUCGAUAACGUUAAUAUAGAAACUUUACAAUUAAACGCAAUAAGAUCUCGAUUAGCUAUCAUACCACAAAAUCCAUUUCUAUUUUCGGGCACGAUACGAGAGAAUCUUGAUCCCCUAAAUCAAUAUCCAGAUUUACAAAUAUAUAAAGCCAUCGAGAAAUGCAAAAUUCAUUCGUUAGUAUAUCGUUUGGGGGGGUUUGGUGCUACUUUGGAUGAAGGGGGUAGCAAUCUUAGUGCAGGUCAAAGGCAACUGUUCUGUUUAGUUAGAGCAAUUUUACAUAAUGCUAAGAUCGUCUGUAUUGAUGAAGCUACGGCAAAUGUUGAUCAAGAAACAGACAAGUUUAUUCAAGCGACAAUAAAAUCUUCUUUCCAAACUGCUACAGUAUUUACUAUAGCACAUAGGAUAAGAACGAUCAUGUACUGUGAUAGAGUACUUGUACUAGGAGAUGGAGAAGUUUUAGAAUUUGAUGAACCCAAUUUAUUAAUUGAAAAUAUUGAUUCUCAUUUCUAUCAUCUUAUAAACCAAGAAUUUUCUGAUAAGGAGUGAAUAUUAAAAUAUUUGUAUUAAGUCAAACUACCUCGCUGUAAAUUCUUACAUUGUGGGUAAUAUAAGAAUUCAUCAAAAUCAGAAUACUCUUUUUUUGUAAUAAUCCAACUCUUUAAAUGUCGUCUGAAAUACUGUUGGUAUUAUUUUCAAGUCAAUAGACUUUCUUGUAAAAUUGAAAUCAUCUAAUAUUAAAUAUCCUUUAUCUAUAAGAACAGCUCUUUGAUCAUUUAAAAAUAUAUUAACUUUGUUAACAAUACCUACAAUCUUUAUCCAAUAAAGUGAAUAAUAUUUGUACAUUAACACGUAAA
Messenger RNA from Frieseomelitta varia, 5251 nucleotides. RefSeq names its product ATP-binding cassette sub-family C member 10. Gene Ontology annotation, biological process: transmembrane transport. NCBI's taxonomy places the organism in Eukaryota, Metazoa, Arthropoda, Insecta, Hymenoptera, Apidae. The coding region runs from base 36 to 4943 and encodes 1635 amino acids. The transcript has 17 exons. Gene Ontology annotation, cellular component: membrane. Gene Ontology annotation, molecular function: ABC-type transporter activity; ATP binding; ATP hydrolysis activity. The record is from RefSeq and is a predicted model, not a curated record.